Molecule: messenger RNA, 3432 nt
Organism: Penicillium oxalicum
Lineage: Eukaryota; Fungi; Ascomycota; Eurotiomycetes; Eurotiales; Aspergillaceae
Product: Vegetative incompatibility protein HET-E-1
Exons: 5
Coding region: 1-3432 (1143 amino acids)
Molecular function (GO): protein binding
Source: RefSeq, a predicted model, not a curated record
AUGACGGGUGUAGAAGUUAUUAGUGCGGCAUCUGGGCUAGCCGGUCUUUUUACCACGAUUAUUACCUGGUUUGACUACAUCUACAUUGCCAGAAAGGCGGCCCCGCGACUUCAGUCUCUGAUCGUGAAGCUUGGCAGUGCGCAGCUGAGACUAACGCGCUGGGGCCAGGCUGUCGGUCUGACAGGCUCGAAUAUCGAAGACGAGGAGUCGCUGAAAAGCUCGGGCUUAUUCCAGCUCGACGAGGAGCAAGAGAAUCAGGCUAUACGGACAUUUCAGAUCUUGGCGACUUUUUUCGAAGAGUCCAUGAAAAUCUGUCAUAAUGAACGCAAAGGAAAGUCUGAGGAUGACCCUGAAGUGAGAGCGAACGAAAUGAAGCCGUUCGGCCAGGAUGGCUUUAAGUGGAGUGCUAUGCACCGUUACCUCCAUGAGACAAUGCAAAAAAUCGUGCACGAGCGCAGAAACAAGAUGUCAGUUCCUAGACUCUUCAAGUUCGCUAUUUACGACGAGAAGCAUCUCGAGAAGCUAGUCAAGGACAUCAAUGACCACAUUGACGCACUGUACCAAAUUUACACUCCGUCUGCGAGCGACGAAGAAGCGGCGGGCGGGGAGGAAAUGGAUAAGCUUCUCAAAGUCAUGAAGGAAUUGCGCUCUGCAUCGGAGCGGGAUCCAGUAAUGAACACGGCUGUCAAGAAUCUAUUGGAGCAAAGAUGGGACAACAAUGGGGGAAAUGUCCAAUUCGAAGGCACUGCGACACAUUCCACCUUCAUUCAAAACAUCGGAGACCAAGACCGACAAAGCAGGGAUCGCUGCCGCGAAUACUUCGCAGUGACGGAUCCGCGCGACGUCAAGACAAACAUCCACCAGACAAGAGGGGCGCCCCUCAAAGAGUCCUAUGAAUGGAUCCUCCACCACCACCAGUUCCAGUGUUGGCGCGACGGUAACAACAGUAACGACAGUCAGGUCCUUUGGAUCAAGGGGGAUCCUGGUAAAGGCAAGACAAUGCUACUCUGUGGCAUCAUCGACGAGCUUAACCCGACCAUAGAAAUAGCAGAUUCCCAAGCCAAGACAUUCCUGUCUUUCUUUUUCUGUCAAGCCACUGUUCCUAAGCUGAGUAACGCUCAUGCUGUCUUACGUGGGUUGAUCUAUAUGCUUGUGGACACACAACCAUCAUUUCUCUCUCUUAUACAGAAAAGGUUCAAUCAAAAUGGGGAGCCACAAUUUGGGGGUGCGGAAGCAUGGGCUGCAUUGUGCAAUAUGUUCUUAUGUAUCUUGCGCGCCUGUACCACGGACAAGAUCUACAUUAUAGUUGAUGCUCUGGACGAAUGCGUACAGGACCAAGAUAAACUGUUACAGCUUAUUCUCCAGGAGACAAGGGGAUUACCGCACGUCAAAUGGAUCAUAUCCAGCCGGAACCACGUUAAUCAGCGCAUAAGGCUUGACGACUCGCAGUCAAUACUGAGCCUGGAACUGCAGGAAAACGCCGAAGCUGUGUCUCUGGCCAUCGGAGCUUACAUCUCGAACCGGUUAGCGGAACUUGAGUCUCUGGAGGAGGAUGAUACUUUGCUGGAAUAUGUUCAGCAGACCCUCGAGGAGAAAGCCGAAGGAACGUUUCUCUGGGUGGCGCUCGUCGUCCAGGAACUUCGGGGCGUUGAUAGCUGGGACGUGAAGCAAGUGGUGGAUGAAGUGCCGACAGGGUUGGAUGAUAUGUAUGCGCGAAUGAUAGACCAGAUCGAACAGGAAGCGCCUCGAACCCGAAAGUUUUGCCACUUGGUCCUCUCAGCUGCUACCCUGGCCUAUCGGCCGCUUCAGCUACUGGAGCUAGGGGCAGUGUCGGGACUCCCUGACGAGAUCGCCGGAAAGGCGAAAAGUCUUGUGACGAUGAUCAAGAGGACCGGCUCGUUCCUCACGGUCCGCGACGAAAGCAUCUACUUUGUGCAUCAGUCUGCCAAGGACUAUCUAAUCGGAAAGGGCGCGCAGAGUAUCUUCUCGGCUGGCCCUACGGUUGCCCAUCGCCGAAUGUUCACGCAGUCCCUCCAGGUCGUGAAGAAGGCGUUACGGCGGGAUAUGUAUAGCCUAGGAGCCCUGGGUACUCCUAUCAAGCAAGCCCAGCCACCUAAUCCGGAUCCGCUUGCAGUCGCACGAUACUCGUGUGUCUACUGGGUCGACCAUCUACGAGAAAGCGGAUCAUACGAAGAUCUCAAGGAGGGUGGUACUGUCGACACGUUUCUUCGAACGCAGUGUCUCUACUGGCUCGAGGCACUGAGCCUCCUGCGAAGCAUAUCGGAUGGAAUUAUGUCGAUACAGAGACUGAAGGAUCUCGUAUUGGAACGACCGACAGCAGCCAAACUGAGCAUCCUCGUCCAAGAUACAUAUCGAUUCAUUCUGUACCACCGAAUGGCGAUCGAGAACAGCCCCCUACAGGCGUACGGUUGUGGGCUUGUAUUUAGUCCAUCGCGGAGUUUGAUUAAGAAGUUGUUCUGGCACGAGCGGCCCAAAGAUGUCACGAUGAUGCCGCCAAUGGGAAAUGACUGGGAUGCGCACACCGGGGCAUGCCUGCAGACGCUGGAGGGCCAUGAUAGCUAUGUCAACUCAGUGGUGUUCUCCCCCGACGGCAGCCGCGUCGCGUCCGGGUCUUCGGAUAACACGAUCAAGAUCUGGGAUGCGCACACCGGGGCCUGCCUGCAGACGCUAGAGGGCCAUGGCGACUGGGUCAACUCAGUGGUGUUCUCCCCCGAUAGCAGCCACGUCGCGUCCGGGUCGGAGGACGAGACGAUCAAGAUCUGGGAUGCGCACACCGGGGCCUGCCUGCAGACGCUGGAGGGCCAUGGCGACUGGGUCAACUCAGUGGUGUUCUCCCCCAACGGCAGCCGCGUCGCGUCCGGGUCGGCCGACAGGGCGAUCAAGAUCUGGGAUGCGCACACUGGGGACUGCCUGCAGACGCUGGAGGGCCAUAAUCAUGAUGUCAACUCAGUGGUGUUCUCCCCCGACAGCAGUCGCGUCGCGUCCGGGUCUUUGGACAAGAUGAUCAAGAUCUGGGAUGCGCACACCGGGGCCUGCCUGCAAACCCUAAAUGUUGGCAAUUAUGUGAAUAUUCUUUCCUUCGACACCACCAACUCCUCUCUUCACACUAGCGUUGGGAUUUUUCCCCUUCGUGGCUCAGCAACACCUAAUCCUAGGCCUCCGACUAAAGUGUCCGCGUUAGACCUCCAAUCACCUAGUGCAAAUCAACUGCCGCAACCCCCCGAAUAUCAAGGCUACGGUAUCAGUUUCGAUAGACUCUGGAUCACGCGGCGUUCACAGAACUGGCUCUGGCUGCCUCCCACCUAUCGCCCGACCAGUUCGGCUGUAGGAAAGUCCGGAAUAGCGGUGGUGCUUGGCUGCCCGUCUGGACGUGUUUUGAUCUUCGGAUUCGCGACUGGGGGUGCCGACUGA